Molecule: messenger RNA, 4086 nt
Organism: Trichomonas vaginalis G3
Lineage: Eukaryota; Parabasalia; Trichomonadida; Trichomonadidae
Product: PYP-like sensor domain (PAS domain) family
Exons: 1
Coding region: 1-4086 (1361 amino acids)
Source: RefSeq, a predicted model, not a curated record
AUGGAGGAUUCCUCGGAAAAUGAGGGCAUCCUCCAAGGAGAUAUUCUAAAUAAGCAAUUCGCGGAAAUUCAGUUUAUAAAGCCGAAGCAUCUCACAGAAAAAGAAGAAUUAUUAUUUAGAAAUGCUCAAGCGACUUUACGCCUAGCAUCUUCAUAUUAUUACAUAGAAAAAUUCUUCUCUGUAUUAAGAUUCUUCGAGCAAGUCUACAUUGUUUCUUUACUCAGCAUUGUCAGUGCAAAAAACGUUGGAAUCUCGACUCUUUAUCAAAAAUUGAUUUGCUUCUUUUUCCAACAACCACAAGAUGAGCCAAACCUCUUGCUCUGUGUAAUAAUUACUUGUCUUUCGAUCUAUUGUUUAUUUUUCUUUUUAUUUGGAUUGUAUUCAGCGAAAAAGCAUUUUUCACUCAGCCGACCUCUAAUGCUUGCAGUUUACAUAUUCUCUGUUGAAAUAACAGACUUUUCUUUAUUAAUUUUAGUUUCUCAAACAGCAAACUUAUUCGCUCAGAUCAUCCUCGGUGGCUACUCCUACUACAUGAUUCAAUUCGUUGCUCAGAUUAUAGUCAUUGCUCUUAAUGUUUACAUAAAUAAUUUAAAUCACGAAACAGUCUUCAAUUCUCAAUUUUAUUUGGCUGGAUCUGGAGCCUCGUUAUCAUCGCCAGCAACAUUCUCGAACUCUUUAUUAAUUAUCAUUUUCCUUGUAACAUUUGGAAUCAAAAUUAAUCCGGCGAAACUAUACUUUGGCGCAUUUUCAGCUUUGUACAUCGCAUACGGCUUGUAUUUCAUGACCAAAGGAUUCUGUUCCAGCUACAUUCAUAACAGUGCAAACGCUUAUGUCGCAUCUUACGGAUUUACGUUCAUAGUUGCUGGAAUUUUCAGUAUCCUUCACAGCGCUGAUAAAAAUUCGAGCCCAGAUCUUUAUAUUUAUUCACUUUUGGUGAUUUGGAUUAUUGUUUAUUAUUUUAUACGUUGGAUACUUUCUUUGGUGUCAAAGCGUUUAGCGAACAAACUCCAAGAGUGCGAUAAUGAUUUUGAUAAGCUCCGAAUUAGAUCCGUCUGGCAUCUUGUUCAUUAUUUCAGAUCUGGCUUUUCUUCUGGCAUCGCAUCAGCCAUCAAUGGCCAACUUCUCGAUUGGGCCAUCCAAAAGUUCAAUAUUCAAGAUUUGGAGCCAUUAAUGAUCAGAUUUGCCACUUUAUUCAAAAAUCCACCAUUAUACAUGUCAUUCCUUGAUGCUAACUUCAGAAACUAUCCUCAUUUGCGUCCGGAUGCCUUCGUUAUCUAUGAAUAUGAUUUGAUAAAUGAUAUGAGGUCUGUUUCAGAGCUUAAAGCAGAAUACCAAGAAGCAAUCAUCAAUAUAACCCAGAAGAUCUCCUCAUUUUCACAAAUAGAGCUUCUUUACGCCAAAAAUGUGACAAAUAAGCUAAUGACCAACUUUUAUCUGAUCCAAUCCUUACAUCACACGAGGUCUCUGAUCUAUUCGUUUGUGAAUGAAAUAAAAGCGAGAUUUCCGAACAAUAUCCAAGUCCUCAAGCUUUGCGCUCUCUACGAAACAUUCGUCACCAAGGACAAGUCUAAUGUUGAUCUACUCAAAAAGAACAUUGCCCAGUUAGAAAACGAUCCAACGAAUUAUUGUGACAUUUUAUUUACGAUUCCUCUCACUCUUUUCCCACAUGCCCAGCGCAAUAUUGUCCAACAAAACGAAUGCGAGCUCAAAUCCUUCAGCGAAGAAGAGUCUGCCGCUGUCGGAGAAGAUCAACAAAAGAAAUCUCACCAUUUGACUCACAAAUACAAACCAUACAACUCCAGAUAUUACAUAGCUUAUGUACUUAUGUUCAUUGCUGGUAUCUGUGUCGUAAUUAUCUACAUUGCUAAUUUUAUAACGGCGAAAAAGCAAAUGGAGGAAAACGACGUCUUCACUUAUCUCCAGCAAGCUUAUAUAGAGUUCACUUCUUACUUCUUCCUGAAGAUGACGACCGUAAUUCCUGUUUCCAUGGGAUUAUUCCCGAAUUCGGAGUCAGAGUGCAUUUGUAACAUCUCGGAAGAAUUCCAUCAUGUUCGCGGCCAAUACGCGUAUAUGGUAUUAUCAGAGCCAUUCCAAACUGAUAGUUGUUUGAACGAUUAUUUCUCAUCGUCGACUUUCAUGAUCGACGCUCCAGUUUUUGAUAACAACUACAGGGUAUCGAUGCCAUUCCAUAUAUUCAUCGAUAAAAUCUAUAAUAUCAUCCUAACAAUAUUUCCAGAAGCAGAUGGAGCAAAAGUAGACGAUAAAUGGAUCAAGUAUAUUGUGAACACAUUCUCUGUACUUGCAUACCAGAUUGCUCAAGGAAAAGCUACUGUAACAACAGAAUUAAGUAAUGAAUACUUAACAUGUCAUGAAAAAGUAGCCAAACAGAGGGUUCUUUCGAUAUAUAUACCGUUCUUUAUCACGAUGUUCUUAGUCAUUGUCUAUUUGCUCGUUCAUAUCAUGUGGACUCGACAUAUUUUCCAAAUCUUCUCAGAUGAUACCUCGAAAUCAAACCUCCUUGUUGCAUAUCUCAGGAAAUACUUCAAGACGCCAUCAAAAUACCUGUUUUCGAUCGCAAUUUACGUUAUUAUCAUUAUCGCCCUAAUAAUUGGUUCAUUUUUCGUAGAGAACCAAUUAUAUAAGGCUUCGAAGAACGCUUUCUACGAUCUGGUUAACAACACAAUCUCCGAUACGCGAUCAAUUUUUUACUCAUUCAAUGCCAUAAAUUCUUUUCAACUUUACAACUACACAAAUUAUACAAGUUACUUAACCCAAGAAAAUCUGACUCAAUAUGUGAAAAGGACAUUAGAAUUCUUCGGAGAAACUGGUUCUUCUGAUAAUAUCCGCACAACAAGGACAGAAUUGCAAGUUUCGUUAUUAGAGCUUGCAUUAAUCCAAUAUUCAUCAGAUGAAGCGUUGUAUACCUCUAAUACAACCAAUGAAAUGCUCAGGCAUAUCUUUGAAGACCUAACUUUGCCUACAAUUCUCAAUAUCAGUCGAGAAAAUAAUAUUGAGCGACAAGAGACAUCAACAAGGUAUUUAGUCAUGCACGCACAGAUUGGAGAGAUCUUCUAUUUAUCAGUCUUGUGUCUUUUCUGGAUUUUCUUCAUAAAAGUACUUGAUUUUAUGGAAUUGACCAGCGAAAUCAAAGAACUCAUGAAGAUUGUUGUAGAAUUCAGCACAAACACCGCAAUAAGAACUCUCAAGCAGUCCAAAUACAAGACUUCCGCUCAAUUUAUCAUUGAUACAAUUUCUUCCCCGAUUGCGUUGAUCACAACAGACAAUCUGAUCAUCACAGUCAAUUCCAGUUGGUGCGCCUUCUUCGAGAAACCGGAAGCCUCCUUCAUCGGCAUGAACAUCGACGAAUUUUUCCCUCAAAUCAACGAAAAAAUGAAAAUCGCCGAUGUCAAUCCUUUCUACAAAAUCGUGAUGCUGAUGGAGCAACUUGAAGAGCGCAAAGUGACCCACGAACUGGAGCAACUGAAAGAGACAAUCAUCAGCUACAGAUGCGACAUCGGGCCGAAGAGAUUCGCAAACUGGAGAAAUGGUUGUCACGAGAUAGAUUUCGUUGCUGUUUUGAGUUGUUCCGUUUACGCUGUUACGGAAAAUGAUGAUGACGCAAUGAUAGAGACGAACCAAAUGAUCAUGGAGAUGCUGGACCAACAUCUAAGACUCCUCGGCGAUUUCGAUAUCAUCAAAUCUUCCGCGAGACAGAUAACAAUAAUUUUCGGUGUCAACAAGAGAUUGCAGCCUUUCCAAUUAGUUGCACAAGCUGUGACAUUGGCGAUUGACUUCUCUCUUUGCAUUGUAUCAAAUGAAUACGAGGGAAUAACUAUAACUCCUACGUGUGUUGUUACGUGCGGAAACGCAAUUUUCGGAAUGAAUGAAGAAAGACUCGGAACAAUUGAUAUUUCGGGUUCCGCAAUUUGCGAAGUGAUGCCUUUGACUCAGUACGCGCUCCAGGGAACUGUGACUGUAUCUAGUAAAGUUGUAGAGAUGUUGGAAAGUAAUGGAAUAAGACAUGGAUUUAAGAAAUUGAUUGAUGAUGCUUAUCAGCUCAAAGUUGACCCUAAUUUGUUAAUUUAG